This is a messenger RNA of Anthostomella pinea, 921 nucleotides long. The record is from the annotation of a GenBank genome assembly. NCBI's taxonomy places the organism in Eukaryota, Fungi, Ascomycota, Sordariomycetes, Xylariales, Xylariaceae.
AUGGAAUAUACUGCGGAUACGCUGUCGUCUCAUUGCGUCGGCUACGGGUCACCGAAAUGGGGAUACAACCUGAGUGAGGACUGCCUCUAUCUCAAUGUCUUCCGUCCGCUGGCUCUUACGAUGGCGAUCCUCUACCGGUUGCCGUCUGAAUCCACGGUGUAUGUUGGCGGCUACGUCCAAGCAGGCGGAUCCGACAUCCGCUACAACCUCUCCUUCAUCGUACAGCGCUCCGUCGAUGGCCGGCCCAUCAUCGCGUCAGCAUGGACUACCGACUGGGCUCCUGGGGCUUUCUCAUCUCGCAAGAAGUGCUCGACAGCGGGAACUCUAACUUCGGGCGCUCUGGCUGUCAGCGCCAUCGUGGAGAGCAGGAGCCCCAUCGCCACAGACGACGCGGAUAUGACGAGCAUGCAGGCCUUGUACAACGCCCUCGUCUCUCAGGCCCGAUGCGACGGCUCGGUCGACUCGCUGCAGUGCCUGCGCGAGCUGCCGCCCCCUUCGCGGACCGCAAUGCCGUGGUCAACACCACGGCGCUGCAGACCUGGUCCCCCCAAGAUCGACGGCGACUUCUUCUUCGCGCGCGCGUUCCGCGACCAGAUCGCCGACGGCAGCUUCGGCCUCAACACGACUUCCGACCUCCGACAGACGCUGCUAUCCUCCUCCUCCGACUCCAUAACCGAAGCCUACGUCGAGGAGCUCCUAGCCGCAUAUCGGGGGUAUGACCCGACAACAUCCUCCCCGACCUACCCCCCGACUACGUCUCGCCCGCGUAGCCGUAGGGUCUGCUGCAAUGGCGGUGCGCCGCAACCCUCUAAGUUACGGCGACCGCUUUCCGAUCGCGGCCCGGCGUACUGCUUCCGCUUCAAUACGAUGCUGAAUCUCGACGGCGUCCGCUAUGCGCCGGUGCGGACGCGCCCCUUUUGA